AUGGCCAAAGCAAAAGUUUCAAGCGAGGAAAUCAAGCCCACCACAUCAAGAUCACUUGCGUCCGAUGUGGUAAUGCCCAAGUUGCAGUCGCCAAGUCCCAGUACACGAGGAGGCCCAAAGCCAUCUCCAGCGAGUAGAUACGACAGUUCAUUAGGACUGCUGACCAAGAGGUUUGUGGAGCUGAUCCAAUCUGCUCCAUCAAAAGAUUUGGAUUUAAACACGGCAGCAGAAUCGCUUGGUGUUCAGAAACGACGUAUUUAUGAUAUCACAAAUGUGUUAGAAGGCAUUGGUCUUAUUGAGAAGACGUCCAAGAACAAUAUUCACUGGAAAGGUGCUAGUGGACCUACAAGUACAUCUGAUAGCUGUGAAGGAAUGGACUACCUUCGACAAAGCAUAGCAGAUCUUAGGCAAGAGGAGCUCAAAUACGACCAGCAUAUCAAGAUGGUCAAUCAGAGUAUCCGACGUCUGUAUGAAGAAGAAGCGUUUGACAAAGACAGUCUUGAUAACUUUUGCUAUGUCACACACGAUGACAUGAGACGGGAAGAGAGCUUUGCGGACCAAAGUGUGAUGGCGAUUAAGGCCCCGCCUGGGACAACACUUGAAGUACCUGACCCUGACGAGGGUAUGCCUGCCGGAAAACGCCGAUUUCAGGUCUUUCUCAAGUCUACAGAUGGACCCGUGGAUGUGUAUUUAGUUCGACGAAUGGCUGAUGAAAAGGAGGCCGAGGACACCAGGAUUUCAGAAAAGGAAGCCCAAGACCUUUUAGCUUAUGAUAGCUCUGUGCCUUCUAUGAACCAGAGAUCAUAUGACUCGGACAGCGAUAUCUUCAAGCUCGCGCCGCUAAAGACUGAUCCUGAUUUCUACUUCAAUCUAGAUGAUAGCGAAGGCAUCUCGGACUUUUUUGCGGGUAUUCCGUAA
Messenger RNA from Peronospora farinosa, 918 nucleotides. NCBI's taxonomy places the organism in Eukaryota, Oomycota, Peronosporomycetes, Peronosporales, Peronosporaceae. The record is from the annotation of a GenBank genome assembly.